ACAGAAGGUCGUAUGGCUCUUAAUGCCAGUACAGGUUUCGGACUCUGCAUCGCGAGGCCAUUCGUCACAGGCUUUACCUCACUCAUCGUGAACACACGUAAUCAACUAGAAAUACGCACCUCUGCAAUUUACGCAUCGAAUAUACAGGGAGGCAAAUAGCGCAGAGGCUUUUAUCGGUUCUAAAAAUGGCUACUGGUAAGAAGUACUUAGUGGCCACCAUCCUCGCCACUGCGAUUGUUUCGAUAACGAUCUCAACCACAACUGCACAAGAAAACUAUAAUUAUUAUUCUGAGAAGCCAGGCUCGUGUCCGCCCGCACUUCCGGUACAAAUAUGUAGCAGAGGCUGUUACGUAGACGCGCAUUGCCAAGGGAUAGGAAAAUGUUGCGCCACCACCUGCGGCGGCACAGUUUGCUCCAGGCCCGUAACGAUGCGAGCCCGUCCAGCUGAAAAACCCGGAUUUUGCCCAUCGAUUCCAACUGGAAGAUGGGUCUGCACUCCUACUUGUUCCUCCGAUGCCGACUGUCCAGGAGCUCGAAAAUGCUGCAGGAACCGAUGUGGAGCAAUGGCUUGCCAGAAACCGGAAGAAUCAGCGCCGGUACCAGCGGAAGUACCUGUUAAUGCUAACCCGUACCUUGUAUACAUGCCGAAGUGAAUGUGAAUGCAGCCAAGCUGCAACCAACCAAUCAAGUUUAAGUGGAGUAUUAACAACAGGAUUGUAAAAAAUUUUUAUACAACAUAUUUUUAUCGACACCUUAUACUUUAAUCCCGGUUUUAAAAAAAAUUUCACAAAUACGUAUAUUCACCUGCGUCAAAAUGUGUUGCAUGAUAGAAUACUUAUUGCUAAUAUCGAGGUUUCUUCGAGUUUAUCUCCGAAUUUAACCCUUUCGCCUGCAAUAUCGUAUGUCGAUCAGGUCAAACGUGAGAAUCACGAGUGAAAACCAUGGUAUUUCAACGUGCAAUCGACUUAGCUAUUCAUUAUCGGUAUGCGCUGUCGGCAGUUAAAUCUCAGGCCAAGGUAUACUUACGCAGGUACGAACGCAUUUAUAUCCUAGUCAUUUUUAAUUUAUCGUGUACACUCACUGCGAGUGUAGUUGCGUGUGUGGAUUUAUAUGAUAAACGAAUGAAUCAAUUUCUGUAACUUAAGUGACGCAAUGUAAUAGAUUCAGAUAUACUUUUUCCAAUACCUGCUCCAGAAGUUAGAUAUUUCCAAAGCCUGUGGAAUGUGGGUAUACUGCUCUGUUUCCGAACAGUGAGGUCAAACAAGGUUGGCGCAUGCGCACAACUUAAGUGCUAUAUUUUACACACUGAGGCAGUGGUCGCCUAACUUUUAAGCCACCAAGCAAUCAUAAUAUUCGUAAAUCUUACUGUGAGUUACCAAACGAAAUCAGGACAAAACAAAUUUUUUCUUUCUAUACCACACAUUUAUUUAUUACCUAUAAACAUACAUUUCUAGUAUAUAUUACAUCCAAUUGAAUAAAAUUGAUUAUAUUGUAAAGAA
This is a messenger RNA of Neodiprion virginianus, 1499 nucleotides long. RefSeq names its product waprin-Phi1-like. The transcript has 3 exons. The record is from RefSeq and is a predicted model, not a curated record. Gene Ontology annotation, molecular function: peptidase inhibitor activity. Lineage: Eukaryota; Metazoa; Arthropoda; Insecta; Hymenoptera; Diprionidae. The coding region runs from base 186 to 653 and encodes 155 amino acids. Gene Ontology annotation, cellular component: extracellular region. Gene Ontology annotation, biological process: antibacterial humoral response; innate immune response.